Molecule: messenger RNA, 14658 nt
Organism: Haliotis rufescens (red abalone)
Lineage: Eukaryota; Metazoa; Mollusca; Gastropoda; Lepetellida; Haliotidae
Product: hemicentin-1-like
Exons: 66
Coding region: 530-13045 (4171 amino acids)
Biological process (GO): homophilic cell-cell adhesion; dendrite self-avoidance; axon guidance
Cellular component (GO): axon; plasma membrane
Molecular function (GO): cell-cell adhesion mediator activity; calcium ion binding
Source: RefSeq, a predicted model, not a curated record
GUAGCAGACGCACAGAGCAGACGGCAAGGAGAUACUGUGGAGUAUGCCUGCUGUCCUCUAAGUCGCUGCUGGAGAUCUGUUAGUGCGUUGUUUGCAUGUGCAUUUUAGCACAUUAUAGAACAGACUCCAGAAAGUUAAGUUUUGAUCAAAAUCCAAGAGUGAAAAAUUGUGUUCUUUGGAAAGGAGUCUUCAAGAAAUGUGAUCUGUGAUUCUAAACACAUGUAAUGAAGAUUUAGUGAAGUCCUUUGAUGUCAAGAUGGUAGCAAGAUCUAAGAUAAAGUUGUGUACUUGACAACCAAGUUUGAAAUUCUGAGAAAACUGUCAGCAGAUGUUUGGGAUAAAUUCGGGCGGAAGCAUGCUUGAGAUCAGCUGAUUGUGCUAUUGCCAGCCAGAGGAGUACUUGCACAUUGUGUAAUUGAGUUAGAGGUACCUGCGGCUUGCAAUUAACAGGUAGACACGGUUUAAAAGGAAAGUCCCAGGAAUAUUGGCCUUUGUGUUUAAGCGUAUGUUCUCAGGAUAGUUGUGGAAGAUGGGCUGUUUGACGCAGCAUUUGGUGCAGGUGGUUAUUGUUAGUUUUGUGGCAUGUACGUGUGUGUUUGUGGCAUCGCAAGAGGACAUUCCUCUCGGAGCAGCGUCACUGGCAUUUGUGUUUGACAUAACGGGAUCGAUGUACGAUGACUUGGUACAAGUGACUGAAGGCGCUGCCACAAUCCUGGCAACAGCUCUGGCCCGCAAAGAAAAGCCUCUGUAUAACUAUGUUCUUGUUCCAUUCCAUGAUCCAGAUAUUGGUCCUUACCUGGUGACCUCUGACCCUGAAGAAUUCCAGCGUGAGUUGCGAUCAUUGUAUGUGCAGGGUGGUGGUGACUGUCCGGAGAUGAGCAUCGGCGCUAUCCAGCUGGCCCUGGAGAAGUCACUGCCCAACUCCUUCAUCUACGUCUUCACUGACGCCCGCUCCAAAGAUUACUACCUCACCGACCAGGUGCUAGAGAUCAUACAGCAGAAACAGAGUCAGGUGGUGUUUGUGCUGACUGGGGACUGCGGCAACAACACACACAAGGGGUUCAAGGCCUACGAGGAAAUUGCCUCUACUAGUUCUGGACAAGUCUUCCUCCUCAAGAAAUCCCAAGUCAACCAGGUGCUGAACUUUGUGCGAGUGGCUGUUCAGGCUCGGAAGGUCAACCUGAUGUCUGUGGACCAGGACUCGGCUCGGACACAAACCUUCCCCAUCCCCAUCGACUCUCAGCUUCAGGAGAUCACAGUGUCAGUCAGCGGGGAGACGCCCAGAAUUAUACUCAGAGACCCUGAUGGCAACCAGGUCCCUAUUGGCGACUCCCUGUUCGAGUAUGAUGACUCCCAGAACCACAUCAAGGAGCUGCUGAACAUCAAGAACGUGUUGAUCCACAACGUGAAGGACCCGACACCUGGCAUGUGGGAGCUGGAGGUGGCCAGCGGCAGCCAUCACACCAUCAGGGUCACCGGCCUCAGCACUGUCGACUUCGCAGCCGGCUUCGCCAAGAAACCAGGCACUGACUUCUCCCAGACCAGCCUCAGACCUGUGGAAGGUAUUCCAACCCAUGUGGUAAUCAAUGCAUCUGACCUUGACCCUCCUGCGGUGCUGACCCGACUGGAGCUGGUCGACCUUAAAGGAGAGGCCCUCAUCGAGUUCCCCGUGUCCCGAGAUCCAACCAACCCUGCCCUCUACAAUGUCACAUCCUUCAUUCCACCCAAUGAAUUCUUCUACCUCAAGGUUGAUGGUAUAGAUGACCAGGGUUAUGUAUUACGGAGAACCACGCCCACAGCCAUCAGCCCACGUGUUCCGACAGCGCCAACAGUGUCUAUGCAAGAUCUGACACGAGGGUUCUUUGACCAGACAGCCACACUGACAUGCACAGUGCAGAGUUUGGUCCCCUACACUGUCCGAUGGUUCCGAAGGGGGGUCCAAAUGGGAUAUGACAUGAGUUUCUAUGACUCGGCCAAUGCAACUCUUGAAGUCCCCCGUGCAGGGUCCAGCUCAGAGGGCGACUAUGUCUGUAACGCCACCAACAUCGCUGGCAGCGCCACCACAAAGACAUAUCUUGACGUCAGCGAUCCGCCUCCGGUGAUCUCCAAGACAUGGAACAUCUCUGUUCUCCCGGGGGACAGUGCUAUACUCACUUGUAACGCCUUCAGUACAGUGGAGUUCAACAUGACCUGGUAUAAGCCUGGACGUUACGGACCCGUAGCUCUGGAUCCUAGAGUCAGUGUCCUGUCCAAUGGAUCUCUUUUCAUCAGGAAUGUGCAGAGGGAGGACGUGGGGCGCUAUGUGUGCAAGGCCAGUAACGAGGGGGGAUCCACUGAGGACAAGGUAUUCCUCAGGCUUCAAGAACCGCCGAUUGCCAGAACUAUCCCCCGAUCUCAGAACUUCCUCGUUGGUCGAACCAUCAACGUGACGUGUAUUGCUGAUGGAUACCCUCUGCCCAAAUACAGCUGGAUGCGAGGAGGGAAGUUUAUAGUUCCGAACAAGCGAAUCUAUUUCGAAGAUGGUGUGCUCAUAAUCAAAAAGAUUCAGCGAACUGACGAGGGUGAUUACGAAUGCUUGGCCAAAAACCCAGCAGGAGAGGACAUAGCCAUUGCUCGAGUAAAUUACAUUGAAUCACCACGUAUUCGUCAGUAUGAGAGGAGGAUGCUGGUUGCCACCGGCGACAGAGCUCGACUGGCGUGUGAGGCUGAGGGCAUCCCAGCGCCUGAGAUAACAUGGUACAGAGGGGAACGGAAGCUUCAGUCUGCGUAUAAUGUGGACAUUACACGUAGUGGACGCCUCAUCAUCAGGAACGUGCAGGAAAUGGAUGCAGGAGACUACCGAUGUGUUGUUACCAAUGAAGCUGGCUCUGACGAUGCUAAAGUGACACUGGAAGUUGGGUCACCUCCAGAGAUUAUCCGGCCACCCGGUAAUGUUGGCAUUGAGAUUGAGAGGAAUGGCACUCUGGAGUGUGAGGCGACAGGGAUGCCGCCACCAAAGAUCAUUUGGCGACGUGGUGAUGGCAAGCCUCUCGACACCAGUGGCAGAUUCCAACAGCUGCCUUCCGGCGGUCUACAUGUGUCUAACAUUGGGCUCGGAGAUGAGGGUAUCUACACGUGCCUGGCGCAGAAUGCCUUUGGUGUCAAUGACGCUUCUGCCUUCGUCAGCGUCACAGGAAUAGUGCGGCCGCUGAUUGCCUACACCUACCCCAUUGUGAAGGUCCAACAAGGGGAGAAGGCAGAACUGGAGUGUGUCGUCCUGCUCGGUAAACCCACACCGAAAAUCAACUGGAUGAAAAAUGGACGAGUGCUGACCCCUGGUGGCAGGAUAAGAAAGACAGGUCCAGGGAAGAUGGUGAUCUCCAACAUCACUCAUGACGAUGAUGGAGAGUACGUCUGUCACGCCAGCAACAUUGGUGGUAACGCCACAUACUCCAUCAACGUGGAUGUGUUAGUUCCUCCAAAGCUGAUCCAAGACGACCUUGAAGGUAACCGUAACUUCAGUGUUAACCAAGGUAAAGGAAUAGUGUUGCCGUGUCGAGCUGUGGGCGACCCUCGACCUACUUUCCAGUGGUACAAGGACGGCUCCCCCAUCUCCCUCAGCGACAUCCACUACUUCAUUCGCAAUGACGGCAGCCUGGAGAUAUUCAGUGCCGACCCUGGUGACACCGGCUCCUACAAGUGUGUUGCUUCCAACAUUGCUGGCGGCACUGAGAAGGUCAUGACCCUUGAUGUUAGGAUUGCUCCCACUAUUGAUGGUGCACUUGAUGAGACAUAUGAAAUCUUGGAACACAAGAAUAUACUGCUUCCCUGUAAUCCAAUGGGAAAACCCAAACCCAAGACUUUCUGGAGACGGAACUUCACUCCGUUCCGCCCACGGAGUUCUAGAAUCCACAUAAGGGAACGAGGCCUGUUUAUCAAGAAAGCCAGACUCCAAGACAAGGCCAUCUAUGAAUGUGUAACCUCAAAUGUUGCCGGCAACACAACUAAAGUCAUCACGCUGAUUGUCUACAGACCACCGACCAUCACCGCAGGGCCGUCCUACAUCACAGUGAUGGAGGGGGAGCCAGUGCUGCUGGAGUGUGAGACAGAUGGCGACCCAACCCCUGUCGUCACCUGGAGGAAGAACAACACCAUCAUGGACCUCACCGACCCAGACAGCGGCAUCUUCAUGAUCGGAGCCGGGUCACUGACGCUGGACUCGGUUCGCCUGACGGACGCGGGGAUGUACACAUGUAGUGGCAAGAACCCUGCAGGGGAGGCACACCAGGACUUCAGGCUGGUGGUUCACGCUCCACCACAGAUCGCAAAAGACCUCCCGACCUACACCGAGGUCAUUGAGAAAAACCCAGUGAUGCUCCGAUGUCCAGCAACGGGAACCCCUCCUCCGAAGAUCUCCUGGCUGAAGGAUGGCGUACCAGUGUCUAGCACUGACCUUGGUGUCACUCUGCGACCGGAUGGGAACCUAGAGCUGGACAACGCCCUGGCAGAGGAUUCGGGGGUCUACAAGUGUGUCGUAGAGAAUGUGGCUGGCAAUGCCAGUCAUGCAGUUAAUCUCAAGAUACUUAUCCCUCCCAAGCUGGAAACUGAUGGAUCGUUUGGUAAUGAGGCUGACAAGCCAACCGUCAUUGUGAACAACUCCAUCACCAUCCGAUGUCCUGUAGCAGAGGACGUUGAUCCUCCGCCGAUCGUCACAUGGUACAAGAACGGACUGCUCCUACUGACGGAUCCGGAUGACCCACGCAUCCUCAUCUCAGACUCCGGGCUCGAACUCAUCAUCAGCUGGGCCCUCAUCGACGACACUGCUCGGUACAAGUGCACUGCCAUCAACCCCGCGGGAGAGACGGAGAAGAAGUUCGACUUGGAUGUGUUAGUCCCUCCGAAGGUCGACCAAGGCUCAUCUUCCCCCAACAACAUGACAGUGGUGGUAGGUCAGCCCCUUUACAUAAACUGUCCAGUAGGAGGCAUCCCGCCACCAGUGGUCAAGUGGUUCAAGGACGGACAGCCUCUUUCCCCUGAACUUGACCCCAACAUUAAUGUCCUGGCAAAUGGGCGGCGUCUGGAAGUGACCAAUGCGAAGGUCACAGAUCGGGGGUUCUACCUGUGUGUUGGGGAGAAUGUUGCUGGCAAAGUGGAGGAGACCUAUGAAGUCUAUGUACAUGUUCCGCCUGAGGUGGAGAAGCCGGGUGAGGUGGACAGUACAGAAGUCAUCAUGAACGGCACACUGCGACUACGCUGUCCAGUGUCCGGCAUCCCUCCGCCAACGAUCACGUGGUUGAAGGAUGACGCAAGUAUCAAGUUCAACUCCUCCAAGUACACGUUGCUUGAAGAUGGCUGGGUGCUGGAAAUCAAGUUUGCCAACAUCAGAGACCGAGGGAGACAUUACUGUCUGGCCAAGAAUAUCGCAGGGGAGAACGAGAAAGCUUUUGAUGUGGAAGUUUUAGUACCACCACAGAUCAACCGCACGAACACGGUGACCAACCCGAACGUCAUCGUCAACAGCACUGCUGUUAUCAGCUGUCCUGUGACCGGCAACCCCCAGCCUGAGAUUCUGUGGUAUCGCAACAAUGUGCUCCUUGACGCUCGCAGCAACCCGCGAUACGAGAUCCUGGCCAGUGGGAGACAACUCCGCAUUUACCGCACACAGGUCAAGGACUCUGGGCAGUACACGUGUGCCUCUCGCAACAGAGCAGGAGAAGAUAAUAUCCAAUUUGAUCUGGAUGUUUGGGUCGCUCCGACCAUCAACACUCAGGGCAGUAACUUCGAACCUAAGGUCAUCGUCAACAGCACCAUUGACCUCGACUGCCCUGCUGAGGGCAACCCACCGCCGCAAAUCCGUUGGUUCCGUGACGGCACACCCGUCAAUACCAACGAUCCGGAUAUUACAAUUCUGGAGGGAGGAAUGCGAAUGCAGAUCCAGAAUGCUGCAGUGGAAGAUUCGGCCCGCUACACGUGUAUUGUCAACAACCCAGCGGGGGAGGAUGACGUUUCCUACGAUCUCAGUGUACAUGUCCCUCCGGAGAUCUCGUCAGAGGGAGUUGUCACCGACCCCAAGGUCAUUGAGAAUGAGACCUUGACCCUGGACUGUCCUGCUGAGGGAGUUCCAGUGCCGGACAUCUUGUGGCUGCAGGAGGGUCAGCCAAUCGACUUUGAAGCCAACCCUCACAUGAUUAUACAGGACCAUGGUCGCCGCUUAAUAAUCCGAGGUGUCCAUGUGCCGGAUGCCGGUAACUACUUGUGUGUGGCCUCAAAUGAAGCCGGGGAGGUAGAGAAGAGUUACGAUCUGGAAGUUUGGGUACCACCCCACAUAGAUGACACAGCACGCGAAACCCACCCUCGGGUCAUAAAGGGCCUAACAGCAACAAUGACCUGCCCUGUGUCCGGUAUUCCAUUCCCGGCCAUCAAGUGGUUACGAGACAAUCGUGAUAUCACGUAUGACUCUCGCGUGGAGGUUCUGAAUGGCGGUCUCCAGCUGCGAGUACAGAACUCGACUGAGUUUGAUGCAGGAGUCUACAGCUGUAUCGCCUCCAGCCCAGCAGGGGAGGACAGGGCUGACUUCGAUCUAGUUGUGCUUGUGAAGCCAGACAUCGACGAGUCAAAUGUGGUGUACAACCCCAAGGUGACCGAAGGGCGGCGAGUGCUGCUGGAGUGCCCCGUGUCUGGCAUCCCGAUCCCGGAGGUGGAGUGGCUCCUCAAUGGCAGUCCCCUCAUCCCGUCUGAUGAAGUCAGGAUCCUCAACAACAACCAUCAUCUGGAGAUCGUGAGGGCUCUGGUGAAGGACACCGCCCAGUACACCUGUAUCGCCACCAACGAGGCUGGCCAGUUGGAGAGGACAUUCAGUCUCGAAGUUCUUGUUCCACCGAGCAUCGAUCGCAACCUGAUACAAGAGAACCCCUCAGUGCACCAGAACAAGACCGUGUUGUUGAACUGCCCUGUGGAUGGUGUGCCGACCCCCAGCAUCUUGUGGUUGAAGGAUCGUGUCCCACUGCUGGACUUCCCAUACCGCGACCUGCGAGUCCUGAAUGAAGACACCACCCUGGAGGUGAGCAACGCACAGGUGGACGACGCGGGGAGCUACACCUGCCGCGCCCUCAACCAAGCCGGCACAGACGAGGUGGUCAUCAAGCUAGAUGUGUUUGUCCCGCCUGUGUUCAACGGUAACGAGAGCCCCGAGACCCUGGAUGUUGUGACGACCCAGCCAAUUACAUUACCGUGUAACAUCAGCGGUGUCCCCAAGCCCUCGAUCCUCUGGCUGAAAGAUGGUGCCAUCAUCGUGGCAGAGGAGAAUCCCAACAUUAUCAUAGAGAAUGGCGGCAAGGUACUGAAGAUCCUACAGGCGUCCACCCUUGACACAGCCAGAUACACCUGUCAUGCUGAGAACCAGGCUGGCUUUAUAGAGAAACAGUAUGAUCUUCAAGUGCUGGUUCCACCAAAGAUCAAUGGCUCCGAAGUGACUCAAAGUGUUCCUGUCAUUCUGGACCAAUCAGUGACCCUGGAGUGUCCAGCAGUGGGAAUACCACCUCCGGACGUAAGGUGGUACAGGUCAGGGGAGAUAAUCCCUCAGUAUGGAAUCCCCAAUAUCCGUAUCCUUGACAAUGGCAGGAAACUGUACAUUAUCAGUGCUCAACUCUUGGACUUUGGCGCCUACAGUUGUCAGGCGAUUAACACGGCUGGAGAAGCGAGCCUCAGGUUCGAAGUCUCUGUUAUGGUUCCACCGGAAAUUGCGCCUGGUGCCACCCAGAUGGCAGCAGAGGUCAACACGCCCACAGUCCUGCAGUGUGAGACAAAUGGUCAGCCCCAGCCCAACGUCACCUGGACCAAGGAUGGCUCCCCCUUCCCAUCCACCGGGCUCCGGCACCGAAUGUUAAGGUCAGGGUCACUGGAGUUCUCACGGAUCAUGAUAGAGGAUGCUGGCAAUUACCAGUGCACGGCAUCCAACAGUGCAGGCAAUGCCACCCGCACAAUCAGCAUUGACGUUCAAGUUCCUGCAAAGAUCCUGAACGUAGGCCCAGCUGUAAUGAAGUCUCCACUGUCCACCGGCAUAACCCUGCCCUGUGAGGUGGAGGGCACCCCCACGCCUAGGAUCUUCUGGCUGAAGAACAGGGCUCUCCUACGUGAGGAUGAGGGCUCCUACCAAGUGCUGUCCAACGGCUCACUGCACAUCACGGACCUGCAGCUGUACCAUCGAGGCGUCUACACCUGCAUCGCGCAAAACAGGGCUGGCUCCUCCAAGAGGGACAUCACCCUCCAAGUACAAGUUCCACCGACCAUCAGUGUGGCACAGCGGAACUUUGUGGUGCUCCAGAACCGGACGGCUGUGAUGCCCUGCAGCGCUACAGGCAUCCCGAGGCCCAAGAUCCGGUGGGAGAAGGAUGGGAAGGAGAUUACCGCCACCAACUACGGCCACUCCUACAGCCGCGUCCACUACAUCACGCUGCAGAAUGGAGGACUCGCCAUACCUCAUGCAAGAGCUGUGGAUGCAGGGACGUACACCUGUAUAGCUGAGAACCAGGCUGGCAAUGCUACAGAGAGUGUCUCCCUCACAGUGGAAGUCCCUCCAAAGAUCAAAUCUGCAGCUCCCCAAUUCGUGGUAACCGUUGGCGACCGGGCCACCAUGCCCUGUGAGGCAGGAGGAAACCCUGCACCAAGGAUCUCCUGGACCAGAGACGGCAGUUGGAUCAGUCCCAGGGACCCCAAGUAUACCCUCACAGAUGAGGGUUCAUUGAUCAUUGAGCGAGUGGAGGCAGAGGACACGGGCAGCUACGUGUGCACGGCGGACAACAAGGCCGGCCGGGACUCCCAGAGCAGGCUGCUCAGAGUACAAGUUCCUCCCCGACUCCUCAUCAUCCCCCGGGACAAGGAGGUGACCAUCAACAAUAGGCUGGAGAUGGAGUGUGCUGCAGAUGGUGUGCCCAUCCCCACCAUCACCUGGCUCCUCAAUGGCAAGCCUAUCGCAUCUCCUGUGAGCAUCAAUGGCCGCAGCUUGUAUUUUGUGAGGAAUGCCAUCCGCGCCGACAGCGGCGAGUACACCUGUGUCGCCACCAACCCCGCCAACAACCAGCAGGUGUCGGCGACCGCCAGUGUUGUCGUUAAAGUUCCUCCCAGGAUGCUUGUUCCCCCCGGCAACAAGGCAGUGAAGAUCGCGGAGAAGGUCGUCCUGGAGUGCUCCGUGGGUGGGGACCCGAUACCGGAGAUUCUGUGGACAAAAAAUGGCCGUCCUGUCGAGCUAAGCCACAGAAUACAGCAGCUGGCUAAUGGAUCUCUUGUCAUAUAUGAUUCUACAGCUUCGGAUGCAGGCGAGUACAAAUGCAUCGCCGUCAACACUGCCGGGACGUCAGAGAGCCGAGCGACAGUCACAGUAUGGUCUGAACCCACAUUUAAGAUUGAACCACCAAAGAGUCAGAAAGUCGACCAAGGGGAGACAAUCAUUAUAGACUGUACCGCAAGUGGUGACCCCAAGCCUGAUAUGUAUUGGUGGAAGGAGACCACGCCCCUCGUCUCCUCCGGACGCAUCACUGUACUGCCAAACAACUCACUCAGGAUCGUGGCAAGCCAGUUAGAUGACUCUAGUCUAUAUCGCUGCUUUGCCACCAACAAGCUUGGCAAGACCUUCGUAGAGACGGAUUUGAAAGUGGUAGUGCACGGCGGCUUCUCGGAGUGGGGCGAAUUUGGCGAGUGCAGCACCACGUGCAGUGUUGGGCUGCAUUUCCGCACCAGAUCAUGUGACAACCCUCCUCCAACCAAUGGUGGCCAUCAAUGUAUUGGGGCUGCUCGGGAAAGCAAAUCCUGUAUAAUGGGGGAAUGUCCAGUGGAUGCCAGCUGGGGAAACUGGGGUGCAUGGAAGUCGUGCAGCAGUUCGUGCGGCCCCGGCCAGCGGACCCGGUCCCGUCGGUGUGACAACCCCCCACCACAGUUUGGGGGACUCCCCUGUGAGGGGGCCGGAGUUGACGAGUCACCUUGCAAUGUCAGGUCCUGUCCAAUUGAUGGCAUCUGGGGAGAGUGGGAUCCAUGGAGUCCUUGCAGCGCCACCUGUGGGGAGGGGCAGCAGGCCAGAGAGCGCAAGUGCAACAACCCUCGGCCUCAGUUUGGGGGACUGCCUUGCCCAGGGGCAGGCAUCGACAGACAGGCGUGUCGAACACAGGCCUGUGCAGUUGAUGGCAACUGGGGUCAGUGGAUGGACUGGACAUCAUGCAGUGUGUCCUGUGGCGGAGGGUCCAGGACACGGGUCCGUCGCUGUGACAACCCUCGCUCGCAGUACGGGGGCGCGGACUGUGUCGGCCCGGAACAGCAAGUGGACUACUGCAACAGUGAACACUGUCCAGUGCAUGGCAACUGGGCGCUGUGGAGCACCUGGGGCGAGUGUAGUCGGAGUUGUGGCGGAGGACAGAUGAAGAGGUUCCGCACCUGCACCAACCCGAUCCCCGCCAAGGGAGGGAGGCCAUGCACGGGACACGGAGAGGAGAUCACCGAGUGCAACCAACAGCACUGUCCUGUCGACGGCAACUGGGAUCCAUGGGCAGAGUGGGGAGCAUGUUCCAAGACAUGUGACUACGGGACGCGGGAGAGGAGGCGGCAGUGUCUACAGCCGCAGCAUGGUGGACGUCCUUGUCUGGGCAACGGUGUCCAGGUGGGCGAGUGCAUCACCACGGCUUGUGACACCUCCCCCAGGACUGCUGAGGGCAAUCUUGUCGGCAACAUCAACAACAUCGACAUCGUGGAGUCCACCAUCGUAUCGGAGAUGACCCCGACUGACUCGGGCAUCAGGAUUAGGGCCAGUAUCAGGAAUGUCCCCAGAACUAUCGCUCCCCACCUUCAGCACCUGAUCUCGCUGCUGACCCCUGUGUACUGGACGACAGCCAUGGAGGUGGACGGAGCUUACAACGGAUAUACUCUAACAAAGGGUGUCUUCAACAGGAAGGUGCAGGUCGAGUUUGCAACAGGGGAGGUCUUGAGGAUGACCCACUAUGCAACUGGUGUGGAUGACAAGGGGAAGCUCAAGUUUGACAUCGUGGUCAGUGGACAUGUGCCUGACCUGGGCCAGAUCAGGAACGUGUACAUCCACCCCUAUACAGAACAGUAUGUGCAGACUGGGCCAGGUGAAAUCUAUGCCUUCUCCUCACGACUGUUCCGAGUUGAUGGAAACAGGAUGCCAUAUGCAUGGAACCACACCAUCACAUAUGACCCGUCACUGGGCAAGAUGCCGUUCCUGGUGCAGCGACUCUAUGCUGAAGGCAUGGAGGUCAAUGUUGAGCCCGGGGAGGAGGAUGUGCGCUUCCAGCUGUAUGCCAGCAUUGCACCAGGUAACCCCAGUAAUCGAUGUCCCAGGGGGUUCUUCCACGAUGAAGAGGGAUCCUUCUGCCGAGAUGACAAUGAGUGCACACGCCUCAAGCCAUGCAGUCACUUCUGUCACAACGCACCUGGUAGCUUCUCAUGUUCCUGUCCUGUAGGAUUCACAUUGGAGUCUGACGGCCGGUCCUGUAGAGACAUCGACGAAUGCCAGAAGAACAUAGCUGGAUGUCCCAUAAACAAGGAGUGUGUGAACACCAUCGGGUCUUACCAAUGUCUGGCCCAGUGCUCUGCUGGCUACAAGAGGGCUCUCAAUGGGCUGGAGUGCCAAGACAUCGACGAGUGCAAGGCACAGCCAGACACAUGUGAGCAUGUUUGUGAGAACCUGGUGGGAAGCUUCCGGUGUUCGUGUACUCAAGGCUACAGACUCUCCCCUAACGGAAGAUGUGUGGAUGUGGACGAGUGCAAGCGCCCCAACUCGCCCUGCCCUCAGCAGUGCCUCAACACCAAUGGCGGUUACAGAUGUGCGUGCAGGACCGGCUACAAACUGGUUGGUGGACAGCAGGGUGCCUGCAGAGAUAUUAAUGAGUGCAUCGUGGGAAGUCACAACUGCCCACGAGACCAAGAGUGCGUCAACACUCGCGGAAGCUACGAAUGUAUCAACAUUUGUGAGCCAGGAUUCCGGAGGAUUCGAAGUGGCCAGUGUAUCGACAUUAACGAGUGUACUAGCCGUCGCCAUCGAUGCUACUACAACCAGAGGUGUAUAAACACCGCCGGCAGCUACAAGUGCACAUGUCCUCAAGGCCUGGCAUCCCGAGGACCAGGGCAGCCCUGUACAGAUAUUAAUGAGUGUGAACAAAUCCCGCCUGUUUGCAACUUCAAAUGCCGAAACUUGUGGGCCAGUUUUGAGUGCAUCUGUCCGUUUGGGCAGGUCCGCUUGACUGACAAGAAGACCUGUGCUGGACUGGAGUUUGUAGAGCCUGCCAAAGUGUACUCCACCGACACUCAGGCUGACCAAGGCUACCCAGUGGCACCGGCUAGGUCUUGCAAAUAUGGUUUAUGUGCAUUGAACAGACCCCGGCUUAGAUGCCCCUCAGGAACCCAGUUUGAUAGAACUCACCGGGAUCGGUGUAUUGACGUUGAUGAGUGUGCCAUCGGGAAGCACCAGUGUCAACACAACUGCACCAACACCAACGGCUCCUACCGCUGCCGCUGUCCACCCGGAUACAGACUCGGAAAGGAUGGCUUCUCCUGUGUCGAUAUUAACGAGUGUAUUGAGAAGCAGAUCAACUGUGGGUUUGAAAAGAUGUGCUUCAACACUCGCGGCUCCCACUCCUGCAUCGAAAUUCCCUGCCCAGUGGACUACGCCCGCGACCCUACCACACAGUUCUGUGUCCUGGAGUGUGUGAACCCCAACAUCCCCUGCCCUCCCGGAGCGAAGUACGCAGACGUCAUCCAGUUCCGCACACUCUCCCUCCCCAGUGGCAACAUAGCACAGGAUCUCAUCCGACUGACGGCUUACAAUCAGAACGACGAAAUCCUUAUUCAGACUACUUUCAAGAUUCUUGACAACGAUCCCAAAAUUGAGUUUAAGAUUCGACUAGAGAACGGUAAAGGUGUCGUGUUCACCAAGAAACCAUUACAAGACAAUCAGGUGUAUCGUAUCAAAGUGCGGGCAAAGUCAUAUGAUAAUCGGAGGAUUCAUAUACAAUAUCAAACCACCUUCAUUAUACACAUAUCGGUCUCUGCAUGGCCGUAUUAAUUUUCAACAUUUGUUUUCAGAAUGUUCCAUUAUGAGUUUUUUCGUAAAUUCCUCAAACUAUGAAGAAUUUCCAGUUAUUUCAUGUGCCUUGUGGGUUUAUACAUGGGGAAAGUAUUAGAAUUGUAAAUGUCAUAUUUGUAUGAACUUUUAAAUGCUCACAUAUCUUCAACAUGAAAUUUUAGGCCAGAUGAAUUUAUUUUCUUGUCUAUUUGAAAAUAUUAACAGAUUUUUGUUUAAACUAUGAUGAUUUUGUUUCAGGAAAUUAACCAGAUAUCAUUUCUUUUUUGUGUGUAAUUUUGCAUAUUGACCCAGAUAUUUGGCAUAAUAGGAACAAAACUGAUGUCGUUCUUGAUUAUAUCUGUCAUUUUGCAUGUUUAUCGAGGGCAAAGUGAUCGUCUUUCAACACUGGACUUUUGAUAUCUUUGAUACUGUUACUACCGGUAUAUACUGAUGGAAGUAAGGUCACAUGGAGGUGUUUUCAGAUGAACAGAAUAAGCAGCACGGAUGAGAUGAUGAGACCAGUGUAUUGCGUAUUGCGUACACGACCUGUGUGCCAAGUCCAAGUACCUAUUGUGGGAUCACCCCCCAGCAUGCAUGGUGCCCACUUUCACAAAUGCAUCCCUGAGCACCCCAGCAACUACCAAUAUAUUGUCAAGUGAUAUCAGGUCAGCCUCAGGGGAGAUGCUUGAAGUUAUCUCCCUUAUUAUGGUUACACAAGGUUAUCUCCCUUUAAACAUGUGCCCCUAUUUCUGUUCAUCAGUAUAUUUGUAACGAUGUAAACAUACAGGGUUACCAAGAUGCCUUUUUUUUUAAAAAUGAAUGGUGCUCUGGGUAUUAAGUUUUCAUGUAAAAACUUAAACCUGAUUGUGAACAAAUUGUUUCUUUGUAACCCUAUUUCAGUUGUUUUAAAAUCAUAAUCGUUGGCAAAAUUUUAAUUUUAAUUCUAAUCAUUUCUUCAAUAAAUUUUAAGCAGAAACCUUUCCUGAUAUAUGUAUUUUGAUUUCUUUUUUAAUGUCUGUUCAUGGUAUAUGUAUAAGAUAUAAGGUUGGUACAUAGUGAAUAUAAUAAAUACUUGUCUUAGGCUGUUGAAUAUGUCUAAAACAAAAUGAUCAUACUAUUUAGCAGUGUUCCUCCAUUUUGUGGCAUGUUUCAGGUCUUUUCUCAUUGCAUAUCAUGUAGCUUGUAGCCCUCAAUACAAACAUUGUUAAACAUGAGAGAUUAUCAUUUCCCCUCAAAGGGACCGACCAUAUAAACAUGAUCCACCUGGAACCUCAAAUGGUUGAUCCCUAAUGCUGUUUUUUUUUUUUUUAUAAACACGAGUUGGAAACUGAUCAUCUCUUCUUUGACAAUAAUAUUUUUAAAAAAGCAAAAACAAAUGAACUUGUAAAUUUUAUUGAAUUCAAAAUGCAUUAAAAGAUGGCCAUGGUAUUUGCUACUGCCUGUAGCAUACACGAGUAUGUCAGAUUGUGCACUAGACCAGCUUGUAUUGCUUUCAUACAAAGUCUCACAAUGUAGCGAAGGUAAUGACAUUGCAUAUUGAGCAUAUAUAGUACCCUCUUCUAUACAUGAAAUGUAUAUUCUUGAAUAAAUAAAGACUUUUGUAGAAUUUCAAA